Symbiodinium natans is the source of this 3315-nucleotide messenger RNA. NCBI's taxonomy places the organism in Eukaryota, Dinophyceae, Suessiales, Symbiodiniaceae. The record is from the annotation of a GenBank genome assembly.
AUGCCAGUUGGGUUGCUGAAUCGGGUGCAGAGCCUCGAGGCAAAGCUCGAGGAAGUCACUGACAAGUGUUCCCGGUUAGAGAAGGAAAACAGCAGUUUGCGAGACUGGGUCCAGGAGCUCCAGCAGGGCCUCGCAUCAGCGAAGAAAUCCUUCUCUGCGGUGCAGGAGCUGCAGCAGGAGGUUGCGCAGCUCAGAAAUCAAUCUGACGGCCUCAGCCCGAAGUCCUCAGACUCUGCGGGCUCGUCUCGAAGAGGCGUGUCCUUUCGACCCAGAGAAAGUGUGGUCGAGAUUGAUGGCCGGGGGUCCCUCGGGAACUUCACAAAUGGUGCUGCGCCAGGAGAAAGCCAGGCACCAAGAAAAGUCAAGUCUCGCAAGCCAACGGCGUUCGCUCCAGCGCCGCCGGCCAGUGGGGUGGGCUUCGAAGGCGAAGAAGAUGUUGAGGAGGUGGAGGUCGACCAGACGCCCAAACGAAAGGUCCACGGCCGCCAAGCCACGGCCUUUGCCCCUAAGAGGGCUGCGGAUGUUGACUUCGAUGAUGAUGCAGAAGAGGUGGAUGUGGAGGAGGACACGGGCGGCCCAAAGCGCUCCGUACAUGGGCGCCAGGCCACGGCCUUCGUGCCACGGCGGGCGGCCGCAAGCGUAGAAUUUGAAGACGACGCGGAAGAUGUCGAAGAAGUCGAAGUGGAUAAGACGCCGAAACGAAAGGUGCAUGGACGCCAGCCUACGGCGUUUGUGCCAAAGGCAAAAGCCAGCGCUGGCGUCAACUUCGAGAAUGACGUAGAAGAAGUCGACGGGGAUGACGGCGACGAUGACGACGGUGCACCCAAGAGAAAUGUUCACGGGCGAAAGGCGACAGCUUUCGUGCCAAAAGGCAAGCCCAUGGCUUCAGUGGAAUUCGAAGACGAGGACGACGAUGUUGACGAGGUUGAAGUUGAUCAAACGCCCAAGCGAUCCGUCCAUGGACGCCAAGCCACAGCUUUUGUCAAGAAGGCCAAAGCGUCAACCGGACAGGUUGCCUUCGAGGAUGCUGCGGACGAGGUGGAUGUGGAGGAGGAUGGUGGACCAAAGAGGUCUGCACAUGGGCGGAAAGCCACCGCGUUUGUUCCGAAGUCGAGGGCAUCGCCUGGUGUGAGCUUUCAUGAUGAUGCGGAAGAGGUGGAGCUGGAAGCGGAAGAAGGAGAUGGGCCAAGGCGGUCUGCUCACGGCCGGAAGGCUACAGCCUUCGUGCCCAAAGCAAAGGCGACAGCCGUGAGCUUCGCAGCAGAGCAGGACCACCAGGACGAGCAGGAAGGCGAUGAGCAAGCUCUGAAGCGCUCCCCAAAGAAGAGGCAAGGAACCGCCUUCGUUCCAAAGCUGCCCCUGGCGCAGGACGAUGACGAGGAUUCGUCCCCCAACAAGCGGGAGGUCCGCUUCCGGGGAAACGACAGUGUCAACGAGACACACGAGGAUGCUGAGUCCGGUCAGAUACAUGCGAUGGUACGGAAGCGGGUGCCCACGAAAUUUAUCGACGUGAAGGAAUCAGCUCAGGACGAGGAUGAGGAGGACACUCACGCGCAUGUGAGGUUCGCAGAUGAAGUGUCAGAGUCCGAUGACGAUGACGAUGGGACUGACAGUGUCAGCACGGCCCCCACGCUGCGCAAAGCCCGAGCGCGGGUACCCACAGCCUUCGCGAAGGAACAUGAGCCAGUGGAGGAUGAUGGGUCGCUUACGCGAGAAGAACUUCUUGAGCUAAACAGGCAGCCAGACCAGAGACCUGCCCGACCGCGACUGCCCACGGCUUUCACCCAAACGGGCGUGGCUGGAGUGGUUGAGACGCCUCCUAACCCAGACAGUCCGCGAUUCCAGGCCAUGAUGUCCAGCAUGCCUGAGCACAUGAAGGAGAUGGUCUUCUCCCCACGGGACGAGCUGGAUCUCCAGAAGCACGCGGUGGAGGGAGCCACCAAGGACAAGGAGCUGCUCGAAAGCAUCCUCAGGAAGCUCCUGUACUUCAAGGACGUUGACCAGGAGACCUUGCAGAAGCUCAUAGCUGCCAUGGAGGUCUUCCGGUUCCCAGACGGCACGCAAGUCUCGCGACAGGGAAGCUUCCGAGGUACCCACUUCUUCAUUGUGUCGAAGGGCACCUUGGUGGUCUUGAGGAACGGCGAGACGAAGUCGGAGAUCACUACAGGUGCCGCUUUCGGUGAGAACGUGAUCCUCAUGUCAGGUGCACAAGAUGCCACAAUUCAAGCAAAAGGAGAAGUGGAGAUUUAUGGCAUGCAUGGGGCAAAGACUCGCGCUCUUUUUGCUGAGCAGUAUCAGCGGGAACGGGGUCAGGCCAGCAGCGCGGUGAACGAAGCGCUCAGCGGUGAACCCGGCAACCGUGAAAUGAGCAUAAUUAGCACAAAGGUCAACGUUCUUGGCUUCGAGAACGGUGCCACCAUUUUAGAAGCUGGCCAGAAGCGGGCCCGUGCUGCCUUGCGGAUCCUUGACAUGCUUGUGUUACAUGCUUCGCAGGGCAAGAAGUUGCAGUGGUGGAGCGACCACCCCUUCAUCAUCAAGUUCGUGCGGUCCUUCAAUAGUGCUCGACACGUGUACUUCCUCACAGAGCUUGUCACAGGAGGAGAGCUGCUGGAUGCCUUGGACGCCUUAGGCCUUCUUCAAGCGCCACAGGCCCAGUUCUACUCUGCGUCGAUCAUCCUGGCUUUGGAGUUCUUGCAUGAACGCAGAAUAGCAUAUCUUGAUUUGAAAGGGGAGAACUGCCUCAUUGAUCAGCACGGCUACCUGAAGAUAAUCGACUUCGGAGUAGCUGAGCGGAUCACUGAUGGUCGAAUUUAUGCCGUCUGGGGGACGCCGCUUUUCAUGGCGCCCGAGGUAAUCCUUGGAAAAGGCUACACCACCUCAGCUGACCUCUGGAGUCUUGGCGUUUGCCUCUUUGACUUCAUGGUCGGCUCGUUCCCUUUUGGAGACGAUCAGGCGAGCAACGCCGAGAUCUUCAAAGCCGUCCUCAAGGCGCCACUGAAGUUCCCGAAAUGGCUCGGCGUGCACGAGAAGGAUGCCAAGGAGCUCAUGAAGGCUCUGCUGUGCAGGGAUCCUGCCAAGCGCCUUGGGGCCGGGCAGCGGGGCUACGAAGAGCUGAAGGACAAGGGGGGAAGAUGGGAGGGGCUCUUGGCCCGACAGCUGGACCCACCCUUCGUGCCGAAGGGGGAGACGUAUGCGGAAGAUGCCGAGAUCGGCAAGGAUGUGGAGCCUGGAACGCUCACGGUCCUGGAAGAGGAUGAUGGAGAUGGCGAUGACGACUGGUUUGAUCCUGAUCCAUCGUGGGCAGAUGAGUUUUGA